Messenger RNA from Gossypium raimondii (Peruvian cotton), 3218 nucleotides. RefSeq lists its product as uncharacterized. The transcript is spliced from 10 exons. Bases 541 to 2724 code for a protein of 727 amino acids. Lineage: Eukaryota; Viridiplantae; Streptophyta; Magnoliopsida; Malvales; Malvaceae. The record is from RefSeq and is a predicted model, not a curated record.
GAGUCAGAACUGAAGCGGAGAUAAGCAACCAAACAGAACCCUACAACAACAUCCAAUCUGUUUUUAGAGCUUCGUUACUCCCCCUCUGUUUAUCACUGUCUUUCUGCAUUUGCUUUUUCUUUAUUUUAUCUGUUUUUCACUCACCUCCUCCAUCGACACACCUUUUAAUUUCUUUAAUACCCUCCUCUCGAUUAACCCUCCUCUUUUUUCUUCAAUUAGUGGGCAAAAAAGGUUCGACAAAACCCAAAUUUUAGCUUACAGUAUAAAGACCAAAAGAAUCUCAUACUUUCUGGACCCCCUUUUCUUUGAUUCCCGUUUUUAGGGCUUUUUUUUAUUAUUAUUACUUCUGCUUAUUGGGUUUUCUCAUCUUCCUUCUCUCUAUUGACUCCACUUGCACUGCUUCAAGGUGAUUUUUUUUUUUUUGUUCAGAGGUGAGGGUUUCUUUCAUGUCAGAGCUAUUUUUGUCUGUUCCCUUAAUAUGCUAGGGAUGGCUUAAAGUUAUUUCCUUUCUUAAGAAGCUACAAGAAUACAUAUAAUUUCAUGGCUCGGGGGAAGAAUGGGAAAAAAAGGGGUUCAGAGGCAGGUCAUCAAGUCACUGAUGCAAAAGGAAGGGGGAAAACAAGUGAGGUAAAGGACUUUUCUGGAGAUAAACUACCAAAUGGCAAUCCUUCAAAGGAGAAUGUUACUAAAGGUCAUCGUGCAGGGACUGAGAAUAAAUAUAGGCAGAAUUCUGAGAAAUUUGUGUCAACGGAGAAGCAUGGAGAUUCAGCUGAGGAUCUUGGCCAAUCAAUAUCUUCUGGGAGUAAUUCAGGGUCUUGCACUGAAAACAAACCUUCAAAGGAAGCUUCAAGUGGAAGGGAACAAAAUGAAAUCUCACCUGAUGGGAACCUUAAUCUGAAACAUAAAAACGGAUCUUGGGGCUGCUUGCUUAAUGGUUUUCAUCUUAAAAAUGCCAUGGAUAAUGUGGAUUUUUCUGAUACUGCGGCGGUAAGGAAUGCGAGAGCAAUAGCUGUGUCCACCUUCAAGGUGAUAAGCCAGUGGCUUGAGAGACAAAGACCAAUUUUAAUUUCCCUAACAACUAAUGUGUAUAAUGCUCGAGAUCAUGUCAGAGCAAAGUUUGAGAGAUUAUAUCCCAUUGUUUUGAAAUGGCUUGUGCACUUUGGAAAUAUAAUGCUUCUUUUGUCAAUAAUCUGGUUGGACUGUGCUCUUAGAGGCAUUGAUUCCUUCCUCCGCUUGGGUACAGCAUCUCUUUUUCUGGUUAUAUGGUGCAGUAUCUUCUCAGUAAUUGCCAUGGUUGGGAUGAUGAAGUUUCUUCUGGUGUUGGCCAUAGCUGCUCUGACAGCAGUUUUUGUUGGGCUCACUGUCGCAAUGUUGGUAGUAGCUGUUUUUGGAACUAUUUUCCUGUGGUUUUAUGGAAGUUUCUGGACAACACUUAUGGUGAUCUUCCUUGGAGGAUUGGCAUUUUCGUUUAGCCAUGAGCGUCUUGCAUUAUUGGUCGCCACUAUAUAUUCUGUAUACUGUGCUUGGAUGUAUGCCGGAUGGCUUGGUUUGCUUUUGGCUCUUAAUCUAUCAUUUAUCUCAAGUGAUGCAUUGAUCUACUACCUAAAGAACCACAUAAAUCAGCAAGCAGCACCAGAUGGAAACCCUGAGCAAACCGAUGGAAUGUAUGGUCAUUCAGGCUUCUUCAAUGACGAGUCAGUGCAUGGUUCGUUCUCUGAAAAUGUCCCAGGGUUUUCUGCAAACCAUGGUCCUGGGGUAGCUUCAACUAGUGGGGUUGACACUGUGAUGACUUCUGAAGAUGAAGUUGCUCGAUUGUUGAACUGCUCUGAUCACUAUUCUGCAUUGGGUUUGUCACGGUAUCAGAAUGUCGAUGUUAAUGUACUGAAACGAGAAUACAGAAAAAAGGCAAUGCUGGUCCAUCCUGAUAAGAACAUGGGCAAUGAAAAGGCUGCAGAAGCUUUUAAAAAGCUUCAAAAUGCAUAUGAGGUUUUACUUGAUUCGUUGAAGCGAAAAACAUAUGAUGAUGAGCUUAGGCGGGAGGAGCUGUUAAACUAUUUCCGUAGAUUUCAAAAUGCUUCUCAAAAGAAUGGCAGACAUGGUUUCUUUCCCUCUAGAUCUGCACGGUCAGAGGCUGAUGGGGAGGAACCAUUUGGAGAAUCCAGGCGUAUUGCCUGCAAAAAAUGUGGUAACUUUCAUGUCUGGGCACACACCAAGAAAUCAAAAUCUCGAGCAAGAUGGUGCCAGGAAUGCAAAGAUUUUCAUCAAGCAAAAGAUGGUGAUGGAUGGGUUGAACAAUCGUCAGAGCCCUUAUUUUUCGGAUUUUUGCUUAAGGUGGAAGCUCCCUCUGCCUAUGUCUGUGCUGAUAGCAAGAUAUACGAUGCUACUGAAUGGUAUAUUUGUCAGGGAAUGAGAUGUCCACCUAACACACAUAAGCCAAGUUUUCAUGUGAACACUAGUGUGACAUCCAAGCAUGCUACCGGCAAGGGAUCAAGUUCAGGACAGAGAGGUGGCACAAUGCCAACUCCUCCUAAUCUGGAAGAAACGAUGACCGAAGAAGAAUUCUUAGCGUGGUUACAGAAUGCAGUACAAGGAGGCAUGUUUGACAACUUUAAUGGUAGCAGCACCUCUGCUGAAAAUCCAUCUACGAAAGCAGAAAGCAGCUCGAAGAGCAGCAGCAGCGGUAGUGGAAGCAAGAGAAAGAAAAAGGGUAAGAAACAAUGGUAAGCUGCAGUCAUCAUGAUUUGUGUAGCCCCGGAUUGUCGAGAGAGAAAGCAAUUUUUGGCCAUAAACAUCCAGAAAACUUGAAUCCAUGUUUAACUUGUUCUCGGGCCGUGGGGCAUAUUUCAUGCAGAUUUUGUAUAGCAUUUACUAUCAUCUUCCUUCAAAUAAUUAGAUAUGGAGCAUCAUACCAAAUAUGAAAUAGAUUGCAGACCCUGGAGGGUAAUCUUCCCGGUUAUAGUAUUACUAAAAAAAUUUGCACUUCUCUUCUUACACAUUCUUCAUUUCAUUUUGUUGUCAGUAUCCUGAUCAAAGCGUCAACUGAAUUUCUAGUUCAAUUUUUAUUUUUUUUCCUUUGAAGAAAUGCCUGACGAUACUCUCAAUUGCCACACAAGAUGGUAGAACUAUAAUUCAGGACAAUUUCCCUUUUUCUUUACUGAAAUGGAAGUUGAAAGGAUAUUGUAUUUUCUGAGGAUAAAUACUCCUAUUAGUUCUUGUAC